This is a messenger RNA of Carlito syrichta (Philippine tarsier), 1399 nucleotides long. Its product is annotated as BRD4-interacting chromatin-remodeling complex-associated protein-like. The record is from RefSeq and is a predicted model, not a curated record. Gene Ontology annotation, cellular component: SWI/SNF complex. The coding region runs from base 107 to 1399 and encodes 430 amino acids. Gene Ontology annotation, biological process: positive regulation of DNA-templated transcription. NCBI's taxonomy places the organism in Eukaryota, Metazoa, Chordata, Mammalia, Primates, Tarsiidae. The transcript has 6 exons.
CUGGCCCCCAAGAGGACCCUCUCCAAGUCCCCAGCUGGGGGCCCCGCGUAGAGCUGGAGUGGACGCCCCCUCCUUCCCUUCAUGAUUCGUUUGUAGCACAGUGGCGAUGGAUGAUGAGGAUGGGAGAUGCUUACUAGACGUGAUUUGUGACCCUCAGGCCCUCAACGACUUCUUGCAUGGAUCCGAGAAGCUCGACAGUGAUGACCUCCUGGAUAACCCCGGGGAGGCCCAAAGUGCCUUCUAUGAAGGUCCUGGGCUCCAUGUGCAAGAAGCUUCCGGCAACCACCUAAACCCGGAGCCCAGCCAGCCGGCCCCCAGCGUGGACCUAGACUUCCUGGAAGAUGACAUCCUGGGCUCUCCCGCCACGGGGGGUGGCGGCGGGAGCAGCGGGGGUGCGGACCAGCCCUGCGACAUCCUCCAGCAGAGCCUCCAGGAGGCCAACAUCACGGAGCAGACACUCGAGGCUGAGGCCGAGCUGGACCUGGGCCCCUUCCAGUUGCCCACCCUGCAGCCUGCGGAUGGCGGGGCGUGCCCGGCGGGUGCUGGAGGGGCAACCGCGGUGGCCGCAGGGCCCCAGGCCCUCUUCCCGGGCAGCACCGACCUGCUGGGACUGCAGGCCCCGCCCACCGUGCUGACCCACCAGGCUCUGGUGCCGCCGCAGGACGUGGUCAACAAAGCCCUGAGCGUCCAGCCCUUCCUGCAGCCCGUGGGCCUGGGAAAUGUGACCCUGCAGCCCAUCCCGGGCCUCCAGGGCCUGCCCAAUGGCAGCCCCGGGGGCGCUGCGGCGGCCACACUAGGCCUGGCACCCAUCCAGGUGGUGGGCCAGCCGGUCAUGGCGCUCAACACGCCCACCUCACAGCUCCUGGCCAAGCAGGUACCCGUCAGCGGCUACCUGGCCUCGGCGGCUGGCCCCUCGGAACCGGUGACCCUGGCGUCGGCCGGCGUGUCCCCUCAGGGGGCUGGCCUCGUCAUCCAGAAGAACCUCCCGGCUGCCGUGGCCACCACGCUCAAUGGGAACUCUGUCGCCGUGGCCAUGCUCAACACCCCUGACGGGCUGGUGCAGCCGGCCACCCCUGCUGCCGCCACCGGGGAGUCUGCGCCGGUCCUCACGGUGCAGCCUGCACCCCCGACGGUCAGCACGCCGCUGCCCCUGGGCCUCCAGCCGCCGCAGGCUCAGCAGCCUCCACCAGCCCCUGCCCCGCAGGCCACCACCCCAUCUCAGGCCAGCACCCCCCAGCCCAGCCCAGGACUGGCGUCCAGCCCAGAGAAGAUCGUCCUAGGCCAGCCACCCUCCGCCGCAGCCACGGCCAUCCUCACUCAGGACUCCCUGCAGAUGUUUCUGCCCCAGGUAACCAGGGCCAGUGGGCGGGGAGCAGGAAUCCCCACGGAGAAGGGGUGA